Messenger RNA from Rhagoletis pomonella (apple maggot), 3780 nucleotides. It is a transcript of the gene Mgat2, whose product is annotated as alpha-1,6-mannosyl-glycoprotein 2-beta-N-acetylglucosaminyltransferase. The transcript has 11 exons. Gene Ontology annotation, molecular function: alpha-1,6-mannosylglycoprotein 2-beta-N-acetylglucosaminyltransferase activity. Lineage: Eukaryota; Metazoa; Arthropoda; Insecta; Diptera; Tephritidae. The record is from RefSeq and is a predicted model, not a curated record. Gene Ontology annotation, cellular component: Golgi membrane; Golgi stack. The coding region runs from base 1416 to 2882 and encodes 488 amino acids. Gene Ontology annotation, biological process: oligosaccharide biosynthetic process; protein N-linked glycosylation.
UCAGUAUACUGUGGUCAGUAUGCCUCUGGAAGUCGAAUUGUAUGGGUGAUGCCGUUCCAUGGUGCGCUGCUACUGCCAGCCACUAAAGCAAAAAAAAAUAAGGAAAUGCAAUUUAUUAAGUCUAAAAUCAAAGGAAUGGAACAUUGCAUUCUUUUGUGGUGCUAAGAAAUAUAGAAAUGGUCAUGCGAAGGCAAAUAAUUGCAAGAUGUAUUAUAAUCAUGCCUCUAUAUAGUAUUGUAGUAAAAGUUUGACUAAAAAAUUCGCAUUCGUUGUUUGCACAGUUGCUCCAAAUUCGCGAGAAGGUGGCCUCCCAAUUUUCAUCGAAAAGUGAAAUGUAUGACACCAUGAAAAAAUGUGUAAUGGAAAAUGAAAUAAAGUGAAGUUGUGAAAAUUUGCAGAAAGUAAAUUUAAGGAAUUUGCAGUGAUUGUGUGGAAAGAUAAACCAAAGUAAUUGGGCAGUGUCAGGGGGUAUGAGUAUGUAUGAGUAUAUAUGGCCGCGAGCCAAAAACUACGCUGCUUCAUACAUAUGUAACUAUGCACAUCCAUACAUAAAUACAAAGUCAUAAGCAAAGUGGAAAACAAAAAAAUAAAUUAUUCAUUUCGAUUCGUUGAGUUGUGAUGUCUGACUGAUGGACCACGGUCGGUUAGUCGGGCGGUCGGUCAGUCGGUCUUCCAUGUGCAUAGGAAAGUGAUACGGUUUAUAAAAUUAUACACACAAAGAGGAGAUGAAAAUCUCAAGCCAUUAUCUAAUUCCGCUACUAAUUGAAUAAAUUGACGAGUACAAUAACAAAUUGAACGCAUUCGCUAGCAAUCAAAACAGCAAGCACCAAAGCUUACAACAACUCAAAUAACCAACCUACAUGCUUAAGUUGUGUGCCAGCAAAUGCUGUAAAAGUACAUAGGCUGGUCGAAAGCAUAACGCUAUGUUUCAGUAAGCAGAAAAGGCAUAAAAAUCGAUGAACUUUCAUCAAUAUAAUACCCCGGUCUGAAGUCAGAAAGUUUUUUUCUGAGCUAGACGUUGAUUAAGAGCGCUCCCAAGGAGUGCCAUUUCAGUCAUCUAAACAGUUGCGGCGCUGUGAGCAAGAAGAAGAAGAAACACAUUACAUUAACAAUCGACGGAAGCGCGCAAACACGCAACGGUUGAAGGAAAUGCAGGAAAAUCGAUUUCCCAUUGUUUUUAGUGGUAUAACAUAUAAACAUACGAAAAGUUAGGCAGUAAAAAAUGGGGAUAUGCCUGCAAAAGUUGCAUAGGCUUGACAUUUCAGCAAAGGCGAAUUUGGCUAAAUGCAACUACAGUAAAAAAACACAGUCACCGAAUUGAUGAUUGCUAAGCGUACAACGAAUUAUACAUUGGGCUGUAAUUAAACACAAGCCCAAGCAGCAGCAACGCUAAAGCGGCAGCUGCAAAAUCAAAAAUGAGGGUUCGUAAAAUACCCUUACCGUUGCCAAACACGGGAUUCAUGCAUCGCAAACGAAAUACCUAUUACAUACGUGGAAUUCUGGUGGUAUCACUCGUGGUAUUCGUACUAAUGCAGCUGCAUGUAUUUAACUACACUGAUUCUCGUGAAAUGCCGAUGAUUAGUGAACCAGCCAACGAUUCAAUAGAUGCGAUGCUCUCAAUGGUGCCAUCAGUUUUGCAUAAGUUUCUAACGCCCAAAUCUAGAAACCACACAGCAGCCGCACAUAUGCAGCAUAAUAACACCAGUACGGGUAGAUAUAAUGCCUCUUAUAUGGAUUAUUAUCAUCCUCCAAAUAUUUCGGAGAUAAAGCAACAAAUCGCCAAGUAUAAUGAACUGCAAAUAGUUUUAAAUGAGGACACAUAUGGUCCGCUACAAAAUGAUUCUGUGAUAAUUGUAAUACAGGUGCAUACACGUAUAACCUACCUACGCCAUUUGAUCGUUAGUCUGGCGCAGGCCAAGGACAUUUCUAAGACUUUAUUAAUAUUCUCGCAUGACUACUACGACGAUGACAUCAAUGAUUUAGUGCAAACUAUUGAUUUCUGUAAGGUCAUACAGAUAUUUUAUCCUUACUCCAUACAAACUCAUCCGAAUGAGUUUCCUGGCGUAGACCCGAAUGACUGUCCGCGUGACAUGAAGAAGGAUCACAAUUUUAUUACAUUCUUUUUGAACAGAGCCAUCGUACGCAAAUGCAAUAAUGCCCUCUACCCCGACCUAUACGGGCAUUACAGGGAAGCGAAGUUUACACAGACAAAACAUCAUUGGUGGUGGAAGGCGAAUCGUGUAUUUGACCAGUUGGAUGUGACACGUUAUCAUACUGGUCUGGUAUUGUUCCUAGAGGAAGAUCAUUAUGUGGCCGAAGAUUUUCUCUAUCUCCUCGAAAUGAUGCAGUCUUCAAUAGGCAGUUUAUGUCCGCAGUGCGAUAUACUUUCGCUGGGCACAUAUUUAAAGACCUUCAACUACUACACAUAUAAUAGUAAAACUAAUAAGAAAUCCCUUAGCAGUCAAUAUGCUUCCUCGCUGCUCACUUCCAGCAAUUUAUUAGGAUAUAAUCGCAAUAAAAAUAGAAACUCACAGCAAUUGUCAUCGCACGCAUCGUCAUCGUCAUCGUCCACAUCAGCUGCGAAUAGUUUUAAUAAAAAGUAUUUUAACGAAAAUAAUAAAGAUAAAGUCUAUGUCGGUGAUACACUCACCAACAACAACAACAACAACAACGCACACAUCAUUAACAACCACCACAAUACCAUUAUCACUUCCACCACAACCACAACAGAUAAAAGCGCCGCACAGCAAUCGUGGAGUUAUCACGUGCUACCAUCACUGUAUUCUGUCUAUCAGAAGGUUCUUUACCGUACAUCACAUAUGCCAAAGCCACCAACACAAACUAAAUUUCUUGAGGUAUCUACUGAUCUGUAUCUAUAUUAGAUGACACCAAUUUACUUAGCAAAAGUUAAUAUUCAGCAAGAAAAAGAACACAGCAAAUAUUUAGAUUUUACAUAGAUUCGAAAGCAAUGAUUAGUCUUUAUUAGUGAAUACUAACCACUUUUAAUAUGUCUACUUACUUUAAUACACAGAUAUAAAUAUUCAUUUAUGUAUCGAUGUGUUAUCAAACAAAAGAUGCGAAUAUUAAAAAUUAUUUUAACACAAUACCGCUUUCUAUUAACCCAUGCAUACAUCAUAUGUAUCUAUAUUGUUGAAAGUAAGUACCCAAUAAACAUUUGGGUUGGAGGUCAAAUGGAGAUCCACUACAUAUUCCAAUGUCCAAUGUUGAUUCUCAAGUGUACCUCAAUUGGAGAACCAACCAUUUUCUAACAAAGGGGCACAUUUUUGUACAUAUUAUUAUUUUGCAAUAAUCUGAGUUUUUCAUUUGAGAAAAACUUGCAUAUUAUUUUGAGUUCAAACUUUAUUAAAAUUUAGUCAAACCUUGGGAAAUUUUUUUUAGAAAAAUGUUGUGUAUCUACUUGAGAAUCAAGAAUUUCUUUAAGAUUGAAAAAAGUGGAAAAAUGUUUGCAUUGGGCAUAGAGUAAAUGCCCUUCCACAUACAACUUUGGCGUUGCAUUGUCAUUGACAACGCUUCAAUAGCUGACUAUGAAUACAUGAAUUCCAUUGCAGCCGUUCACAUAGCAAAAAUUUGGCAACGCUAACGUCAACACAAAGCAGAAACAAGCAGAAACUCUCAACUUGUCGCGUGCGUCGUUCAUCAGCUGUUUCAAACAAAAAAAAAUUUGUGUGAAAUAUUUUUCCUUUUUAAUCAAACGCGUGCAAGAUAUAUCGUUUUCAAUGUAAUUCUUCUUCUUUAUUGGCGCUGUAACCGCCUAAGCGA